UUUCAACCUCCAUCUUCCAGACUCUACGUGACCAAUUCGGUUGCCCGUAAACUCGAUGCGUUCCAAAUCGGCCAGCGCGCCACCAAUUACAAAAAGCAAUUGGAUCGAAAGGAUUGCUUCAAUACCUCAAAAACUGUCAUGGCUUGCAUCUGCGCAUCCAGUCCAUACGGUCGUCCUCGUGUCUCUCCUCGUCAGCUCAGUGUAUGUGUCUCUGUUGGAAAAUUCGCUCCUCGAUUCUCGGGACAAGGGAUACGCUCGUGCAGCCCCUUCAUUCGGAAACGCGAAGCACCUGUAUGCUGGCCCGGACACAGAAUGGAAGUGGCAUAAUGCUCGCUUCAGCGAUCAGCUCGGUCAGGAUGUUGAUCAUCGUGCGAUUGUGAACUUGGAGUUUAGUGAUGCCUCUGAGGAAGUGCCGUUCGCUUCGCUACCGGAUCAUCUGGAUGUCGAGUCACUGUCGGUCGCUACGCUCUCCAGUGAUAAUACGCAAUCGUUGUUGGUUCCGCAUGGCAAACUACACGACGUGCUAUCGUUCAUCCGCGGAAUGAAAAUUCCAGGAGAGGAACGCACCUGGGUGAUGAAGCCCCAAAGUCAGCCCCAGAUGAGUCUUAGACGCCUCUUCCGCGACGAAUUCAACGAGCUCGUCCACCGCUUCAAGAUCGCCAGCCCUCUCGAUGUCGCCGUCAUGGCAUCCGCCUAUAUCGCCAUGCACUUGACCUUUGCUUCGCUCUUCCUUAGCAUGUAUCGUAUGGGUUCCCGCUUCUGGCUUGCGACAAGCAUUCUCAUAUCUUCAACCUUUGCGUUUCUCUUCGCUCUGUUUGCGACUCGCAGGCUUGGAUUCCCGGGCCAUGUCGGUAUGCUAUCAGAGGGUUUGCCAUUCCUGGUCAUUACAGUGGGCUUCGAGAAUCCCAUCAAGCUUACCCAAGCGGUCUUGUCCCACGGUCGCGCUCCGGCGGAGAAAAUUCCCCAUGUUGAUCGCGGCACUUGGAUGAGCGUGAUUCCCCGCGCGAUUGAGACCUCGAUCCAGCAGGAAGCCCCCGGAAUCAUUAAGCACUAUGCUGUUGAGAUUGCCGUCCUACUUGCCGGAUCCCUCUUCAGCGUUGACAAUGCGCUUCGACACUUCUGCUUCCUUGCAGCGUGGAUCCUCUUCUUCGACUGCGUUUUGCUCUUCUCGUUUUACACUGCCAUUCUGUGCAUCAAGCUCGAGAUUGUCCGACUGCAGAGUGGUAGAACAGAGGUGCCCAAUGGCAAGAAUUUGAGCCAGACAACCCUGUUCGGCCACUGGAUCUCGCCCUGCCGGGUGCGCAAGUUCAAGCUCGGGAUGAUUAGCGCCUUCAUCCUCCUAAACGUCAUGAACAUGGUCGUCUUGCCUCUGCGCAGCGUGUCUGGCCGUCCGAGCUUUGCGACAUCGCAUAGUGCGCAAGCGCAUCCCUCACCUUCCAACACACUCUUCCAGACCGGUCUAGAUACCGUCUUGCACCAGGCGAUUCAGAAUGGCCAACGGACACUUCUGACCGUUGUGCCUCCGAUCCGGUUUGAACUUGAAUCCAUGCAGUCCGGGGUAGGCGGCAACACCGCGGAUGGCAUCUCGCGCUAUGCCAUGGGUAGCCUUCUGAAGACGAUGGAGGACCCGAUCCUCUCGAAGUGCAUCAUCACAGCUUUGGUUAUCAGUGUCGCGCUGAACGGUCGCCUCUUCUCUGCGGCCCGGAACGGAUCGAAAGACUCCAACUCAUCCGUCGGUACUCGCCCGGACACUUCCAGUGUAACGACUCAGCCGAGACAGGAGCAGCCGCACCUAUCUGAGAAGAAACAGGAGGUAGAGCAACAGAAUCAGCUUGAAAGCGCUCUUGAGCUUGCACUGACAUCUACGCUGAAUGGAACGCGCUCCCAAGAGGACUGUCAACGCCUCAUUCGUGACGGCAAAGGCGCUGUACUCACAGACAAUGAACUCAUCAGCCUCUCCUUAAACGGCAAGCUCCCUCUCCACGCACUCGAGAAAACGGUAAGAGACUUCACCCGCGCUGUGAAACUCCGUCGCGCCAUCAUCUCCCAGACAAUCGCCACCUCCAGUCUUACCAGGUCCCUCGAAAGGUCUGAGCUCCCAUACGAGCAAUACGACUGGUCCCGCGUCUUCGGCGUCUGCUGUGAAAAUGUUGUCGGAUACAUGCCUGUUCCAGUUGGUAUGGCCGGUCCGUUACUCAUUGAUGGCAAGACCUAUUUCCUACCAAUGGCGACGACAGAGGGAGUCCUUGUUGCUGGUGUCAUGCGCGGGAGUAAAGCGAUCAACUCCGGUGGAGGUGUAAGCACGGUGCUGACUGCGGAUGGUAUGACCCGUGGUCCCUGUGUCACGUUUGAAUCUCUGGAACGAACUGCAGAGGCAAAACAGUGGCUUGAUUCGAUUGAUGGCCAGAGUGCCAUGAAGGCGGCGUUCAAUUCAACCACCAAAUAUGGACGCCUACAGUCAAUGAAGUGUGUCAUGGCUGGGACGAAUUUGUAUAUCCGGUUUAAAGCUAGCACGGGCGAUGCGAUGGGUAUGAACAUGAUCUCGAAAGGCGUUGAGCAUGCUCUUGAGACUAUGCGAAGCAAGGGCUUCGAGGACAUGGACAUUAUCUCACUGAGCGCAAACUACUGCAGCGACAAGAAACCAGCGGCGAUUAACUGGAUCGAUGGACGUGGCAAGAGCGUCGUGGCGCAGGCUACUAUUCCCGCCGAGGUCGUCAAAUCCGUCCUCAAGACUGAUGUCGAGUCGCUGGUUGCUCUGAAUGUGGAUAAGAAUCUCAUCGGCUCGGCCAUGGCUGGUUCAAUCGGGGGAUUCAAUGCACACGCUGCGAAUAUCGUUGCUGCAAUGUACAUUGCAACGGGCCAGGAUCCGGCGCAGGUUGUUGAGAGCGCGAACUGUAUCACCGUUAUGAAGAACAUCCGCGGCUCCCUCCAAAUCUCCGUCUCCAUGCCAUCUCUCGAAGUCGGAACAAUCGGAGGUGGAACAACGCUUGGACCUCAGAGGGCUAUGCUCGACAUGCUCAGUGUUCGGGGCUCUAACUUGGAGAAUCCUGGCGAGAACGCGCGACAGCUUGCACGAAUCAUCGCUGCCGGAGUCCUCGCCGCCGAGUUAUCCCUCUGCGCUGCGUUGGCUGCAGGACACUUGGUUAAGGCGCAUAUGCAGCAUAACCGCGCUCCUGCCCAGUCUGCUAAUUGACGAAAUGUGGAUUGAGGAUAGAGGAUGUCCUGCCUGACCUCCUAGCAGCAUCUUUGUCUGCAUAACGUAUAAGUUUCUCGCACCGAUAGAUGUCGCUCCUUAAAUAUACCUAUCUCUACCUAGCAGGUGCCUGCACCGCUAUAUAUCUCGUUCCUCUUAUAAGAGGGUACUUGCAAGACUCCUUGUGUCCCUGUAGAUUCAUCUUCAUGGUAGCUAUAAUUUUAGUGUGUUACUUCGCUCCGCCAAAGCCGAUCUGGAACUAACAAGUAUGCAUUCAUUCGGACAUACUAGUCACUGCUCCAGGACCAUUUUAAUGCCAGAAAUUUGUAAGUGUGUCAUCUACCAG
Messenger RNA from Aspergillus calidoustus, 3539 nucleotides. NCBI's taxonomy places the organism in Eukaryota, Fungi, Ascomycota, Eurotiomycetes, Eurotiales, Aspergillaceae. The record is from the annotation of a GenBank genome assembly.